Glycine soja is the source of this 1604-nucleotide messenger RNA. RefSeq names its product coumaroyl-CoA:anthocyanidin 3-O-glucoside-6''-O-coumaroyltransferase 2-like. Bases 31 to 1461 code for a protein of 476 amino acids. The transcript has a single exon. Lineage: Eukaryota; Viridiplantae; Streptophyta; Magnoliopsida; Fabales; Fabaceae. The record is from RefSeq and is a predicted model, not a curated record.
CUUCACAACCUCUCUUGUAUUCAGAAACAGAUGGCUCAAGAAAUGAAAGAGCCUGCAGUGAACAUCAUAGAGCAAUCUCAAGUUGCUCCCCCACAAGAUUCCCUUCAUUCAACCAUUCUCCCCCUCACUUUUCUGGACAUUCCAUGGUUCCUAACCCGCCACGCCAGACGCAUCUUCUUCUAUGAGUUUCCCUUUCCUACCACCCACUUCCUCGAAACAGCACUUCCCACCCUGAAACACUCUCUUUCCCUCACUCUCCAACAUUUCUUCCCCUUUGCCUCUAAUCUCAUCCUCCCUCCACGUCUCCAUGUCCCUUACAUCCGUUACCUUAACGGCGACUCUGUCUCGUUCACUGUCUCAGAGUUCAGUCCUGCAAACUUCACGCUUCUCACGUCAAAUUCCCCUCAAGAUGUCAAUGACUGGCAACCCCUUGCUCCGGCAUUUCCCUCGCCACGCACUACACACGACGGCACGUGCGAGUUCCCCCUCAUGGCCAUUCAGGUAACGGUGAUACCUAACUCUGGAUUCAGCAUAUGUGUUAUCUUCAACCACGUUGCAGGAGAUGGGAGAACCCUUCAUCAUUUCAUGAAGUUUUGGGCCUCAGUUUGCAAGGCCAAAGGGGAUUUGAAUUUCCCUGGCUCUGUGCCUCUACCCUUAUAUGAUAGGGACAUAGUGAAAGACCCCAAAGGGCUCAUGCACGUUUACGUGCAAGAGAUGAGAAAUUCAGCGUUGCAAAAUAAGCAUUUCGGAGGGUUUUUACGUGGUGUUUACGCUGACAAGGUACGUGCCGCUUUUAUGUUUAGUAGAGAACAAGCUGAGAAACUAAAGAAAUGGGUCUCUCUUAAAUGUAACAGUUCAGGGACUUUACAUAUAUCAACCUUUGUAGUGACAUGUUCUUUGAUAUGGGUGUGUAUGCUCAAAUCAGAACAAAAGGAAGAGGAAGGUAAUAACUAUGUUACAAAAGGUUACUUUGAUGAACCAUGCAACAUUGGAUUUUCCGCAGACUGUCAUAACCAUCCUCAGUUUUCAUUACCUUCAAACUACUUUGGGAACUGUUUGAUCCCUCUCCUCACAACCCUAAAGAGGGGUGAGUUGGUGGGACAAAAUGGGAUUGUUGCAGCUGCAAAUGCCAUUGAAAGGAAGAUUAGAGAUUUCAAGAGUGAUGCUUUGAGAUGGGCUGAAACAACGAUGUCAGAUAUUAGAGGCUUAGGGAAAUGUGGUCAAUCUCUUGUGGUGAUUGUUGGCUCGCCGAAACUUACUGCGUACAACACUGACUUUGGAUGGGGGAAGCCCAUAAAGUCAGAAGUGGUGAAUCUUGAUUCUGUGCGAACAGUUUCUCUCACUGAUUGUAGAGACCAAGAAGGUGGAAUUCAGGUUGGAAUAGUACUCGAGAGGAUUCAAAUGAACAAUUUCACUAACAUCUUGGAAGAACACCUUAGUCAUAUUGCAGUUCUUGACUAAUUAAACCAUCCACGUAUUAGUCAUAACAUGUAUCUUUCACGCCAUGCAUUUGUUUAUUAUUUAAUGGUUUUAAAUACUAUACUAAAUAGUAAGAGUAUUGUUACAGUUAUUGGAAAAUAGCUGAUUGUUAUUUGGUACGAAAA